UGUCAAGCACAUAUAAACUCCACUUUGGCCAGAUCGCUUCGGGGGAUCUUCUCCUCUCCUCUUUUCUCCACUCUUUUCUCCACUCUUCCCCUUCAAUCUCCACUCGCCACAUCCAUUCUUCCCGUCCUUCUCCCCGCCAUUAUCCCCGUCAGCUAUCUUUCCACGCUAUGAGCUAUGAGCUAGCUUUGACAUGCAGCAAUCGGAACACCAAGUCCCACAAUUGCUGCACGUAUGCUCCUCGACCUUGGAGACAAAAACCCGACUGUCCCCGAUAAUUCCGCCGGCAAAUUUUCCCCGUAGGAUUCCCCGACAAGGCGGCGAAGUAGAGUAAGGGGAGGCUUCCGCGGACUUGCUUAGCUUACUACGCUUCCCCGAAUACCACCUGCCAACUCUAAGGAACUGCCUGUGCACGUGUCAUCGACAUUAGCAACAGUUGGCAACAAAAGCCUUUCCCGAACAUCCUAUCUCAACAGGGCAAACACACCCUUCCUGAUACAGUACUAAAAUAGUUCUUAAUUAUACUAAACAACGCCUCCACUGCACCUUACCUUAAGCGGAAUACUGCGUGUAUACAUUAAGGUAGCGAGCCAUUUCUAUCGGCUGUAACAGGGCCUAAUUACAGUGAUUCGGCUGCGCCCUCACUAACGUCGAGCUAUGCGCUGUGGUGCGGCUCAGGACCAAAGGAUCAAGAAAAACCCGCCGAAGUAUAUAUCAGCCACUCGACAGCGUCGGGGAAUGAAACAUUCCUUAUACUGUAUACCUUGCACGUGGCGCCGGUAUUCCAGGUAAGCUUCUCUUGGUGAGUUCCGCAUACUUCCAUUGGCGUUAAUGAUGGGAUCGGGAAAUCAUCAAUCCUCACUUUCACAUACCUCUCAUUUCUCCCGGUGUCGACGAUGGCAUCGGGUAAUCAUCUAUUUUCGCUUUCACAUACUCCCCGUUGUGCAGCGAGAGAACCGCAGGCACCGGGAAACAUGGGCUUGUUCCUAGAUCUGAGUUAUCCACGAGGCGCAAGCACCGGGAAACAUGGGCACGUCGCUGGAUCUCGAGUUGCAUGCGAGGAUAAUCCUGUAUUUGCAUCUGAGUGAGGUGGCCAUAGAAAUGUACAAAAGAAACGCAGAAAUGUCAAAAAUUAUUUUGGCAAAAGAGUUCAGAUCAAAAUCAAGAGUUUAGGAUAUUUCGUCGAUGUUUUGAAAUUUACAGUGCAAGUCUCGACGAUGGCAGGUCUUCUCAAGUUGUAUCUCUUUGGAGACCAAACAUAUGAUAUACAGCCGCACUUGAGAGAUCUGCUUCAGCACAGAGACAACCCAGUCCUAGAGGACUUCCUCGUCAAAGCAUACGAUGCAGUUAGAGCGGAGAUAUACAAACUCCCGCACCAGGCCAGAGAGGAUGUUCCUCGAUUUACCUGUCUUGACGACUUACUCUUGUGGAACCAGAGUGGCAAGCGAUGUAUACCCCUUGAUAUGGCUGUUACUUGCAUAUAUCAGUUGGCGAUUUUCAUUAGCCAAGCAGACAGUUGGCAUUAUGAUGUAAACAAGUCUCGGAUUAGCGGUCUUUGUACAGGUGCAUUUUCUGCAUCCGCUGUCAGCUGCAGCCAUAGCAUACUGGAUCUCGUUCCAAAGGCCGUGAGUGCAGUUACCAUAGCCUUCAGGACAGGCGUAUGCGUGUCUGCUGCUGCAAACCGAGUGGCACCCGUUCUGCACGAUAAUUCUGACCAGAGCUGGUCCAUCAUCGUCAGUGGAUCGACUUCAUUUGAAGCCGUUCAUAAGUUCUGUGAGCAAACUGCACUGCCAUUAACAAGCAGGCCCUAUGUGAGCGCCUAUAUGCCAACCGGAAUUACCGUGAGCGGACCACCAAAAUCACUCGCACAACUCAUAAAUUCCGAGAGCUUCAGGGGUCUUAGGUUCAAGAGCAUCCCAAUAUACGGACCAUAUCACGCCCAGCAUUUAUAUUCUGAAUUUGAUAUUAGCCACAUCAUUAGAGAUAUAACCUCUAGGUCGAUCUUAUCCUCUAAGCACAUUCCUCUCUCCUCAAGUACAGGAGCUAUUGUAGAGGGAAAUUUUGCAAAACAUUUAGAGGCUGCGGUUAGGCAAGUUCUACUUCAACCAAUCCGAUGGAGCGAUAUCCUUGAUAAAUUGCAGGACUACAUUCAGAAGGUAGGGCCAGAAUCAUUCAGGAUCAUUCCUAUUGCGACUGCUGCCGACCAGCUCAUCUAUACCGCUCUCAAGCAGACACCGUUGAGAACGUUGGUGCCUUCCACGAUAACUCAUGUCAAACCAACCUCCAAUGGAGAUUCCUCAUAUUCUGGUCCUAAGCAGCCUAAGCUUGCCAUCAUCGGCAUGUCUGGGCGAUUCCCUGGUGCCAAAGACAACGAAGCAUUCUGGGAUCUUUUGCACCAAGGCUUAGAUGUUCACAAACCCGUCCCGGCCUCGCGAUGGGAUACCAAAACACACGUCGACCCCACCGAAACUAAGAAAAACACGAGCGCUGCGCAAUUCGGCUGCUGGCUUGACGAUCCGGCCGGGUUUGAUGCCCGUUUCUUCAAUAUUUCCCCGCGAGAGGCACCCCAAAUCGACCCUGCGCAACGACUUGCUUUGAUGACGGCCUAUGAAGCAAUCGAACAAGCCGGUAUUGUUUCGGAUGCCACUCCUUCCACCAGACCUGAUCGUAUCGGCGUCUUUUAUGGCGUGACGAGCAAUGACUGGAUGGAGACAAAUAGCGCCCAAAAUAUCGAUACCUACUUCAUCCCAGGUGGGAAUCGAGCGUUUAUUCCGGGCCGCAUAAACUACUGCUUUAAGUUCAGUGGCCCGAGUUAUGCGGUUGAUACGGCUUGCUCCUCUAGCUUAGCUGGAAUACACUUGGCGUGCAACUCGCUAUGGCGUGGGGAUAUCGAUACGGCCAUUGCGGGUGGAACGAACGUCCUAACCAACCCCGAUUUCACAGCAGGUCUCGAUCGAGGACACUUUCUUUCACGGACAGGAAAUUGCAAGACGUUCGAUGAUAGUGCCGAUGGGUAUUGCCGUGGAGAAGGAAUCGGGACUGUUAUCAUCAAGCGCCUUGAUGAUGCUCUUGCGGAUAAUGACCCGAUAUUAGGAGUUAUUCUAGGUGCUUACACCAACCACUCAGCAGAGUCAGAGUCGAUCACCCGACCACAUUCUGGAGCUCAGCGUGCUAUUUUCAGCAAAAUUUUGAACCAAGGUGCUGUUGAUCCCUAUACUGUUAGCUACGUUGAGAUGCAUGGCACAGGUACACAAGCUGGCGAUGCUGGAGAGAUGUCUAGUGUGCUAGACACCUUUGCACCACCACUGUCCCUGGUCAAACGGGGAAGGAAAAGUGACGAGGCGCUCUAUCUCGGAUCAGCCAAGGCCAACAUCGGCCAUGGCGAGGCUUCCUCGGGUGUGUCGAGUCUCAUCAAGGUGCUGCUGAUGAUGCAGAAAAAUACGAUGGUUCCUCACGUAGGAAUCAAGACAAAGAUUAACCACAAUUUCCCAACCGAUCUACAGGAAAGAAACGUCAAUAUAGCUCUCGAGCCGAGGCGCUGGGACAGGAACUCCGACCCCUCUAAGCCUAGGCGAGCCUUUGUAAACAACUUCAGUGCCGCAGGUGGGAACUCGGCCCUGCUGAUCGAAGAUGCGCCCAUUCGGCAGAAAUUCACUGCAGACGCAGACCCACGAAGCUCUCACCUCGUGGCUAUAUCGGCCAAAACUGGCAUAUCGCUCCAAAAUAACCUCAGUUCCAUACUUGCGUUUCUGAAGCAGAACCCCGAUGUCUCUCUAGGUCAGCUCUCGUACACCACCACUGCACGUCGCAUGCAUCAUCAGCACCGUGUGAUGGUCGCUGGCUCGACUGCCGCAGAAAUCGGUGCCCAGAUUGAGACAGCCCUUCGGGACAAGGCGGGAAUGACGAGGCCAAAGAGCUCCCCGAAGAUUGUCUUCACCUUCACUGGUCAGGGCGCCCAGUACCCCGGGAUGGGAAAGGAGCUGUUCGACAACUUCUCCAUCUUCCGCAAUGAGAUGUGCCGCUUGGAUCAGGUUGGGCAGAGUCUAGGCUUCCCAUCCAUGUUGUCGGUUAUCCAAUCCGAGGAACAAGACAUUGGCGUCUUUGCCCCUACUGCUGUCCAGCUCGCGAGUGUCUGCAUGCAAAUCGCGCUAAGCAAGAUGUGGGCAUCGUGGAAUAUCACCCCCGUUGCUGUUGUCGGGCACAGCCUAGGAGAAUAUGCUGCGCUUAACGUUGCGGGAGUGCUCUCUGACGCAGACACGAUCUAUCUUGUCGGCAAUAGAGCUAAUUUGCUUCAAGAAAAAUGCACGCGUGACACUCACGCAAUGCUCGUUGUUAAGGGGUCGGUGGAUGAAAUCGCAGGCGUUCUGAAAGACAACAAAUACGAAAUCGCGUGCAUCAACUCACCAAUCGAGACUGUCUUGGCGGGAUCUAAGGAGCAAGUAUCCGCGGUGAAGGGAGUGCUCACAUCCUCGGGUAUGAAAUCCACACUUCUCAGUGUUCCCUACGCAUUCCAUUCCUCUCAAUUGGACCCAAUGCUUUUGGAUUUUAAGAAAAUCGCAAGCGGUGUAACGUUUUUGAGUGCCAAGAUCCCCGUCUUAUGCCCCUUGGAUGGCACGGUUGUGGAUGGCAGUGGUAGCUUCAACCCCGAGUACCUUGCAAGCCAUUCUCGCCAGCCUGUCAACAUGCAAAAGGCACUCCUGGCCGCACAAGGCAAAAAUAUCAUAACUGACCGCACGAUGAUGCUCGAAAUCGGCCCGCAUCCGGCUAUCGCAGGCAUGGUCAAGGCUGUUCUAGGGUCGCAAGUAACAUCUCUCGCCUCGUCACAGCGUGGCAGAACGGCCUGGCAGGUCCUGGGGGCUACAUUGAAGACUCUCUACGCUGCAGGAUCUGAUAUCCGCUGGGCAGAAUACCAGCGCGAUUUCAAGGCUUCUCAUACCGUCAUCCCAUUGCCAGCUUAUAGCUGGGACUUGAAGGAGUACUGGAUGCAAUAUGUGAACGACUGGUCUCUACGUAAAGGGGAUCCACCCCUGAUGAUCAACUCUUCGAAGCUCGAGAGCACAACCGUGCAUCGGGUUGUAGAAGAGACAGGCGAUUCACAAGCCACUCAUAUUGUCGUCGAGGCAGAUAUCGCGCGCAAGGAUCUAAGCCCGCUCGUACAAGGACACGAGGUCGACGGGAUUCCACUCUGCACCCCAUCUGUCUACGCCGAUAUGGCGUUGACCCUAGGCACCUACCUCCGUGAGCGCUAUCGUCCUGAUUUGCAGGAUGAUCUUGUAGAUGUGUCGGACAUGACUAUUUCGAAGGCACUGAUCCUGCGGGUCGGUGCUACCCAACAGCUCCUUCAGGCACACGCUGAAGUGGAUUGGCCAUCCCAAUCUGCAUCUGUGAAGUUUAUGUCCUUUGAUAACAAGGAGAAACUACAAGAGCAUGCACGAUGCGUUCUUCGCUUCAAGGACAGAAGCCUCCAGCAAGUACUCCAAGAAGAUUCAGCCAAUGUGAAGAGGAAGAUGCAAGCUCUCCGGGACGGGAUCGCCGCCGAAACCACUGCGCGAUUCAACCGCCCCAUGGUGUAUCGUGCUAUCCGGCCGUUGGCACGGUUCCACGACGACUACCGUGCCAUAGACGAAGUUGUCCUGAACAGCACGACGCUCGAGGCCUCAAGUCGCCUCAGUUAUGGGAGUGUGAAAAGAGGCGGCACCUAUCAUACUCAUCCCGCCAUUAUUGAUUCCUUGACGCAAUCCUGUGGAUUCACAAUGAACUGCAAUGAUAGGACCGACCUAGACGUCGAGGUCUACAUGAACCAUGGAUGGGGCACACUGCAAAUCUUUGAGCCAAUAGAUUUUGAAAAGGAGUACACCACCUACACACGCAUGGAAGAGGGGGCCGACAAGUUGUGGCACGGCGAUGUUGUCAUCUUUGACGGCGAGAAAGUCGUUGCCUUCUUUGGGCAGAUUUCGAUACAAGGCGUACCACGUAGAGUCCUAAAGAUAGUCCUGUCAAUCGAAAGCGGAAUCAAGUCACAGAAACAGCAACCCGUACAGAUCAAGCAGCAGCCUUCUAGUACGACCCCAGCUUUUGCACCGGGUCUCGGUCAAUCCCCUCCUCCAGCCACCAGGGAGUCCCAUUCAUACAAGCUUGAAAAGGCACUGUCGAUAAUUUCGGACGAGAGCGGGCUCUCUAUGGCCGACUUGACCGAUAGCACCGUUUUCGCCGAGGUCGGCAUCGACUCUCUCCUCGGGCUAACCAUCUCAGCUCGCUUCAGGGAGGAACUUGAUAUGGACCUUGAUUUCAACGCACUGUUCUACGAAUACCCCAGCGUUAGCGAUCUUAAAGAGUUCCUAGGGGAGCCUAGAGCCAACAGUUCUGCGAGCUCCACCGACUCUAGGUCAUCGACUCCGGUGACCAGUGGAACGGGGUUGACGACUCCUUCUCCCCCUGUCGACUUUCAGUGUGCUCUCCAGAUUAUCUCAGAGGAGAGUGGAUUUGCAAUCGAGGAUCUCACCGAUGAUACAAACUUCGCAGAGUCUGGCGUAGACUCUCUUUUGUCGCUUGUCAUUGUGAGUCGGCUCCGAGACGAGCUCGAGCUUGACAUCCAGCACGAGUCUCUUUUCCUCGAGUGUCCGACCGUGGCGGAUCUGAAGCAAUUGUUGCUUGGGUUGAUAAAUCCAAGCCAUGCCGUCAAUCCGCAAACACAGCUUGAGCCGAUGCUCCAUGCAGCUCCUACAAUAGAGGCAGACUUCACAAGGCGGAACCGUGCGCCGCAGCGUACUGAGAGCGAAACUGCGGCACUAGCAGCUCGCAAGAAAGCCGUCGACGACUACGUCCACAAGUACACGAUCGGGUUCUCCGCGCCCGGUUCCUCGCCAUCAUCUACCGCACCAAAAGAGAACGAGAAAGUUGUUCUGGUAACAGGAGCAUCAGGAAGCCUAGGAGGUAACCUAGUCUACCAUAUCGCACAGCUUCCUGAUGUGAAGACAGUCGUCUGCUUAAAUCGUGAGAACAGAGCCGAGCCCUACAACCGUCAAUACAAGGCUAUGAGGGAGAAGGGCAUUCGAUUCCCUGAAGCCCUCAAGCCGAAGCUGCUUGUGUUGCAGACUGACAGCUCGAAGCCAAUGUUUGGCCUGUCGAAGAGUGAAUACGAAGGACUCGUCAGUUCCGUGACCCACAUCAUCCAUAAUGCAUGGCCCAUGAGUGCGAAGCGCCCCUUAGCCGGCUUUGAGUCGCAGUUCCAAGUUAUGCGCAAUCUCAUCGAUUUUACUUGCGAAGUCGCGUCCGGGCGCCCAGAGAGCUUCAAGUUUAGUUUCCAGAUGGUGUCUUCCAUCGGCGUCGUUGGCAAUUAUGGUCUUGGAAAUGGCGAGGCUAAAACAAUCGUGCCCGAGGAGAGACACACCAUCGACUCGGUGUUGCCAAACGGCUACGGUGACGCAAAAUGGGGAUGUGAGAGGAUGCUCGAGGACACAAUACAAAAGCAUACAAACCGUAUCCGCACAAUGGCUGUUCGUCUAGGACAGAUUGCCGGGUCUAAGACUAGCGGGUACUGGAAUCCCAUGGAGCAUUUUGGAUUCUUGAUCAAGUCGUCGCAGACAUUGAACGUUUUGCCAGACGUGGACGGCAAGGUCUACUGGACUUCGGUUAACGAUAUUGCCGGUACGUUGUCAGACCUGGUCCUGUCUGAUCGCACUCCUCACCCCAUCUACCACAUCGAAAAUCCCGUUGGCCAACCGUGGCGCGAGAUGAAUGCUAUCCUAGCAGAUGCGCUGAAGAUCCCAAACCUAAUCCCAUUCAAGGAGUGGGUCGAGCGCGUACGAGCAGCACCGCAGCGAAACAACCCAGCUUCCACUCUCCUUGAAUUCUUAGACAGCAACUAUCUUCGGAUGUCUUGCGGCGGGCUCGUUUUGGACGUGAAAAACACUCUUGAACAUUCUAAGACCCUUGCUGCCGUUGGGCCCGUGCCUGAGGAGGUGGCGAGGAAAUACAUUCACAUUUGGAAAGAAAUCGGUUUCUUAAACUAACCGGCCUACUCUAAAUUGGACAUACUAUAUAUAGGCACGGAGGUGUUUAUAAAUGCAUAAUGCAGAGAGUUUUGAUAUAUUUAGAUAGAGCUUUGAUAUAAUGAAUAUUUUUACAACGGAG
Messenger RNA from Pseudogymnoascus verrucosus, 8130 nucleotides. RefSeq names its product Type I Iterative Polyketide synthase (PKS) (gene FSR1). NCBI's taxonomy places the organism in Eukaryota, Fungi, Ascomycota, Leotiomycetes, Thelebolales, Thelebolaceae. Gene Ontology annotation, biological process: secondary metabolite biosynthetic process; fatty acid biosynthetic process. The record is from RefSeq and is a predicted model, not a curated record. Gene Ontology annotation, molecular function: phosphopantetheine binding; fatty acid synthase activity; 3-oxoacyl-[acyl-carrier-protein] synthase activity. The coding region runs from base 1215 to 8009 and encodes 2264 amino acids. The transcript is spliced from 6 exons.